AUCCCAAGUUCAAUCACUCUCCAAUAAUUAAGAAUAAUUUAUUUUCAAUUCAGACAAAUUAACAUUCAACCUCCCAUUGUGUGUUAAAAACACUCGAGGUAGUCGUUCCACUUAAUACUUAUGAUUUUGGGUGGAAAAAAUGCAUUUAUUUAUUUGUUACUGGAUGUGAUUUCGACUCCAGCAGUUCUCCCACCCCUUUUUCUCAAGCGGCAUCCGUUAACUUUCAAAUUCAUCAGUAUAAUACGCCUUUGCAAGAGGGUGCUUCAACAAUUUGUGAGUUUUUUAAACACUCCCUCAUCAAUUUAAUUGGCAAUCAUUGUGCCCAUCAAGUGCACCGGAAAAAUUCGGGAUAAUUAGAAGCACAACAUGGAGAGUCAAAUCUUCUACUCAGACAAAUACUACGACGAUGAAUUCGAGUACAGGCACGUGGUGUUACCAAAGGAUUUCAACAAAAAAAUACCAAAAACUCAUUUAAUGUCCGAACAGGAAUGGAGAGAAUUAGGAGUACGACAGAGUAAAGGAUGGAUUCAUUACAUGAAUCACCAACCAGAGCCCCACAUUCUCCUCUUUAAAAGGAAAAUCACGACGCCACCACCAGAGAACUUAGAGUGAGAGUGGAACAGUUGAGAGUACUUUAAUCUAACAAUUAACGUAAUUUUUAAGAUUGUCGGUUGCUGAGGGAAGAGCUCAUCGAUCCUGUAUACGUUGAAACCUUCUCAUAGUUAUGUAUAGAAAAUGAUAAGCAUUAGUGUUAUGAGAUUUCAUCGGUCGAUUUGUCAGUAGGACCACGCCUCAUUAAUUUUAUUAUCAAUUGAUUGAUUCAAUUUGUCUUCGUCAUCGAACAGCUGUGGAUUUAAUAUUAUUUAAUUGAUCUAUUUAAAAAAUGCUCUCUGGGCUCUUCCCCUCGCUCAAAAUAAUUCAAUUACAUCGAUAAUUCUGUAGAUUAAGUCUGUAAAUAAUUUGAUAAGAGAAAUGUCUAAAAGUCCACAUUUUCGAGUUUUUUUGUCACUCAGUAUCAUUUCAUUACAUCUUUUAUAAUUAUAAACUCAUGCAAAGCUGAUGCUCGAUUACUCUCGUUAUUUCCAUAUCGUUCAAGCGACUCGGGUCCACUGUUUUGUGUAUAAAUUAGAUUACGGGAAUUAAAUACUAGUAUUUUGUACACGUGCCUUGAUAAAGAAAUUAUAAUCCAUUGGUCAGUCUUCAACCGAGUUUGAGAGAAAAAAAACCAUUUGUCUUUUAUUACGCUACUAAUGUUUGUAAUGUCUUAGUGUUUUUAUUUUUUCAUCAAAAUGAAGAAGUGGCUGUAGAAGACUGAUAGAAACAGGAACAAAUACCUCAUUGAAAUUUUGUUAACAUGAAUGGACCAGUUGGAAAUAAAAACUGUUUUGAUUCUGAA
This is a messenger RNA of Fopius arisanus, 1396 nucleotides long. RefSeq names its product Cyclin-dependent kinase subunit 30A (gene Cks30A). Lineage: Eukaryota; Metazoa; Arthropoda; Insecta; Hymenoptera; Braconidae. The record is from RefSeq and is a predicted model, not a curated record. Gene Ontology annotation, molecular function: protein kinase binding; cyclin-dependent protein serine/threonine kinase activator activity; histone binding. The transcript has 3 exons. Gene Ontology annotation, biological process: regulation of mitotic cell cycle. Gene Ontology annotation, cellular component: cyclin-dependent protein kinase holoenzyme complex; SCF ubiquitin ligase complex. The coding region runs from base 367 to 612 and encodes 81 amino acids.